ACUAGUGCUUAAAGCUUUCAUCCCAGCAUUUUGGCUCACACACGAGAUCAGUCUGUAUAAGAUAAAGAAUUUGCUGGAGAAUGGAUUCCUACAGACCUGUCAUCUCCUUUAUUAUUUUAAUCUCCGUCCAUGUGGGACAUACACUACGGUGUGCAUGCAAAGAAGAUUUAAGAACUUGCAUAAGUAUUCAUAACAUGCAAGCUGACUUCAAAACUGCCCAGAAGAUCUGCAUGGAAAAUGGAGGUAAAUUACUAACGCCAUCGAGUAAAAUUAUUGACAGUUUGCUUUUCAACACAACAGGACACUUCUGGAUUGGGGCAGAAGGUAAAUGUUUAAGCAGUAGCAGAAAUUCUCAACGUGAUUCUGAGACUCUGAACAGAGGAGGGGAAGAUGUGGCGUGUUCCUCACAGUGCAUGUGGGUUUCUAGUAACAGGAAGUUUGAGCGGCCGUGCGAGGAACAGGCCGACGGCUUUUUGUGUGACGGCAUUCAGUGGGAAAACUGCUGGGAGGAUACACCGUCUGAAGUGCAAAUUCUGAAUAAGAAAGACUGUUCACUUGCUCCAUGCGAACACCGGUGUAAAAAUGUUCCUGGAGGCCACAUGUGUUCCUGCCUUCCGAGGUUCAGGCCAAGCAGGAAACAUCCUGAACGUUGUGAGUACUACUGCAACUCUGCCACGUGCCCACAGCUUUGCCCCACAUGUGAGUGUCCUGAAGGCUUCAUCAAAGACGAGAAACAGUGCACAGAUUUAGACGAGUGCAAGUCGAAUCACCACAACUGUGCGCAAAAAUGCAGGAAUACAUUCGGAAGAUACAAGUGCUCUUGCCACGAAGGGUUCAUGCUGGUAAACAAAUCUAAAUGUGUUCCUCUUAUAAAACCAACUCCAUUAACUGCCAUGCUUGGUACACCAUCUGUAAAUUACACGCUGAGUCAUGCGGCUUUUGCCACUCCAGCAGAGUAUAUUGGUCUUACACUGUUUAUCAUUCUGGCAAUAUCUGCUCUGAUUGGACUUCUGUAUUAUUUGCGAAAAAGCAAAUCUGAUGUACUUCUAAAAAAUAGCGAUGCUCCAGACGACACCACAGUUCAAGAGGCACAGUUACACCUGUAAAACUACUUCUUGUCUUCACGACCAGGAAUAACAUCUUGGGUGACAUUGUUUUAAUUUUAGACAGUUUAAGAUACAUGUUGAAGUAAUGUUAUUAAUUUCUUACAUUUAUGAGCUGAUACCAAUGUAAACAUGUAAUGCUAAAAACGAUGAUCAAAUUAAACCUAUUUACACAUAUUAUAUAAUAUUAUACCUAAUAUUUAAGUCAUAAUGAAAGGACUAAUGAUGGACAGUGGUAUAUACCUAAGUACUCAGACAUCAUAUUUGGUUUUAACAUUUUAUAUACAAUAAAUAAGCUUUCUUAUAAGCUGUAAACAAAAAAGUCCAGGAUGCCAUUUUUAUGCCAAACAAUAAUGAGGUGUUGUAGUAGUAAAACUAUAAACAAUAAAGACAAACACUGAAUGAAUUUCAA
Pangasianodon hypophthalmus (striped catfish) is the source of this 1515-nucleotide messenger RNA. RefSeq names its product signal peptide, CUB and EGF-like domain-containing protein 2. Gene Ontology annotation, biological process: cell migration. Gene Ontology annotation, molecular function: calcium ion binding; extracellular matrix protein binding; extracellular matrix binding. Bases 81 to 1106 code for a protein of 341 amino acids. The record is from RefSeq and is a predicted model, not a curated record. The transcript has a single exon. NCBI's taxonomy places the organism in Eukaryota, Metazoa, Chordata, Actinopteri, Siluriformes, Pangasiidae. Gene Ontology annotation, cellular component: external side of plasma membrane; extracellular matrix.